This is a messenger RNA of Polypterus senegalus (gray bichir), 6336 nucleotides long. Its product is annotated as NACHT, LRR and PYD domains-containing protein 3-like. Gene Ontology annotation, molecular function: protein binding. The record is from RefSeq and is a predicted model, not a curated record. Gene Ontology annotation, cellular component: cytoplasm. Lineage: Eukaryota; Metazoa; Chordata; Cladistia; Polypteriformes; Polypteridae. The coding region runs from base 957 to 4745 and encodes 1262 amino acids. The transcript has 18 exons.
CUGAACUGUGAAGGUCUGACUUUAUUGUGGCUAGAUCUGCUUUAUGAAUUCCAGAUUACAGCUCUUUGAUCGAUCACUGAAAACAGAAUCUGUGACAAAGAAGAGAGAAAAGAAGUGAAAGCAGUAUUUCUCAGUUGCAUUAUCCCAGUACAGACAAGAGCAGCACCAAAAUGGCGCAGGGCAGUGAAAACAACAGAAGAGACAAAAUCGGGGCAGAGAAAACACACAAUGCCAAUGCUUGGGACAGUAAGACUUCUAAGGUCUGCUUAGGAACUCAAAUAAACAGGAACAACAGGAGAGCAAGCAGACAAUAAUUUCCUGGAAGAGUAGAAGACUGACAGCCUCGUUAAUGCAACUGAUUUGUGAUUUUCUAAUGUGAAAUGUUAGUAAACUGGAGACCCAAAUCACACUAAGCUGGACAGAAUCUCUACCCUGAUGUAAACUGUGGCUCUCAGCUGCACACAUCAAACAAAUCCUCUGAAUGAAUGGACAGGCCCAUGUCUGAGAAAAGUCAGGUUCUGGAGCGAAGGGCUGUGCUGUUGUUCUAAUGUGUUACGUGAAGAGAGAUUCUCCAUUUCAGUGUUUCUCCACAACACUCAAGUAAGUGAGAGGACCAUGCCAGCUGAAGUGUUCCCACAACAAGGCAGGUCUCAGAGAGACAGCUGAGACAAGGCCAUGAAGCCUUUUCCUGACCAGAUGACAAUGGCUUGCUUGCCUUUCUUUAAAGCCAGUGAGCAAACAUUGGACAAGAUCCUGCUGGGCAACACAAUGUGGUUUAUGCUAAUGAGCCCACAUCAAGUUGUCCAGUUUCUGGUUUCAGUGAUGGUGACCCCUGGAUAUGCCAUGUCCACUUUUUGAAAUCUUAAAUAUAAUACUUAAAAAAUUUUCCUCACAUUCUACUUGUGGACAAACCUAAAAUAAUUCUAUGCAAAGAGCAGCACAGUGACCUCCAAGUCAUGAAGGCCCAGAAGGGAUGGAGCUGCUUUGUGUUCUUUCUACUCCACAUGACACACGUCACCUGGACACAGAGGUUUCAGAUUGUUGGACCUUCCUCAGCAGUUCUUGUUUUUGCUGGUGAAGAUGUUACCCUACCAGCCUCACUCUCACCAGUUAUCAGUGCUCAGGUAUUUGAAGUCAGGUGGUUUCGAGACAACUUCGACUCUCCAGUACUUUUAUACCAGAAUCUCCAAAUCAGACCUGAGCAUCAGAUCCAGGCCUAUAAGGGGAGGACUGCACUAUUCACAGAUCAGCUCCUGAAAGGAAACGUGUCUCUGAGACUCCAGAAUGCCCAUGUUUCUGAUAGUGGGCUCUACAGAUGCUAUGUGGACUCUGGAUGGUGGGAUGACAGAACUCUCAUCACUCUAAAUGUGGAAGUUGUGGGCUCUCAGCCCUCCAUUUCCAUCAGCACUGCAGAGGACCAGCAGAACAGACUGGAGUGCAGCUCUGAGAAGUGGAGCUCUCGACCUGAAGUGACCUGGAGAGACAUGAACGGCAUAGAUGUGACUUCACAGUCCACCUUAACAGUACAACGGGAUGAUGAGGGUCUCCUCAGGGUGAGCAGCGUCAUCCCCAUAAGGUGGGAGUUCAACGUGUUCUCCUGUCUGAUGAGAAGUAAUACAACCAGACCAGCCUAUCAGUCCAAAAUGGGGGUCUAUGUUUUCUCUCCAAACAUCUCUGGCUGGUCGGUGGUCUUCUGGUUAUUGAUGGCUCUUUGUGUCACAGCAACUGUGCUGCUCAUAUUGAAAUGGCGAAGAAUGAGAGAUAAAAAAGCAACAUACAAGACCAAAGCAGUUGAUAUUCUUCCCAUCUGGAUCUUGCGGAAGGAAAUCGAGAUGGCACAACAUCCAGCUUUGGCUCUGAAGUUUUCUAAAGUUAUUAAUGGAUUCUCACAUGAAGAUCUCCUCAAGAUCACGGAAUACUACAAGCCUCAGCUGGCCUACGUGAUGAACUUCGACAUCAGCAGUGUCCUGCAUACCCUGAUCAGCAAGGGCACUCUGACCAAAAAAAAGGCAAAGGUGGUCAAAGUCAAAGAAGAGUCUGAGGGGACACUGGGUGUGGAGUCCUUCAUUGUUGAUGUGAUGAAGAAGGACAGAGCAGUGCUGGUCAGCCUGUGGGAGGCGCUGGCUGAAGAAUUUGUGAGAUGUCCGUCACCAAACCUGAAAGGAAUCCUGGAUGAGGUGACCGAGCAGGGACCGUACCUCUUGAAGAAGAUCCAGGCCAGCGCCCAGUCACCUCAACUUGAGCUUCAAAUUAAAAACCUCCAUGAGGCACACAGACUAAUCGUGUCUGAAUCCACAAGACCUCUGCAUGAUCAGCGCACAUCUGGAGAUCCACUCACUAGUGUGGUGGGCCUUGAGACUCAAUACACGGAGCUGAUGGUCAUCAAACAGGACAUUAAAGAUGAACUGACAAAUGAUGGGAAGACUCAGGAAAGACUUGUGGAAGAGGGAGCAACAAAGAACUGUGAGCGAGUCUGGACUGAGCAGCUGUUUAAGACAAGAUCAGAAAGUAAAACACCCCCCAAAAUCAUAAUGGUGAGUGGGGUGGCAGGCAUUGGGAAGACCACCAUGGUCCAGAAGAUUAUAUCUGAAUGGGCCAGAGGCACUCAGUACCAGAGGUUUGCAUUUGUGUUCCUGUUUACAUUCAGGGAGCUCAACCUCCUGGAAAACGAUGCACAGAUGUCUCUCACCGCACUGAUUGUAAGGCACUAUAAACAUCUCACUCAUGACAAACUAAUAGAAAUCCUGCAGAAACCUGAAUCUCUGCUCUUCAUACUUGAUGGGCUGGAGGAAUACAAACACAAACUGGACUUCACAGGCAGUCAGCUCUGCUCAGACCCAGAUGAUGAGGUGCCUGUCCACAUCCUGGUCACCAGUCUGGUCAGUCAGACGUUAUUGAAGGGCUGCUCAAUCCUGAUAACAAGCAGACCACAAGCUCUGGAGUCUAUGGACAUGGAGAGAGUUGAUGAAUUUGUAGAAAUUGUAGGAUUCUUCCCUGAACAAAAACUGAUGUACUUUAAGAAGUUCUUUGGUGAUGCUGAUGUGGGCACCAAGGGUUUUCAGUGCAUGAAGGGUAACACCAUCUUGUACUCCAUGUGUGCCAGCCCCUCAUACUGCUGGAUUAUCUGCUCUGCACUGCAGAGCCACCUCAUGACACCUGAAGAAGAGAGAGGAGCUGCCCCCAGAACUGUCACUGAGAUCUUUGUGAUGUUCCUUCACAACAUUCUGACCAAUCACAGGCAAGAAGAUGAGGACCAAAGAAGGAUUUUGAUCAGUCUGGGAAAGAUGGCUUAUUAUGGGGUGGACAACAGGACUCAUGUGUUUAAUGAGAAACAGGAGAUGUCCACCUUUGGUAUCCAGCCAGUCCUGUCCUCUUCAUUCCUCUCUGGCUUUCUCCACAAACAAAGCACUCAGGAGCACACGAUGUACACCUUCAACCAGUUCACCCUGCAGGAGUUCAUGGCCGCCUGCUCCUUCUACCUCGAUCCAUCAGGGGGUGUAGAGGAGCUGCUGAAGAAGCGAGACUCGUGUAAAGGGGGCCGAUUUGAGAUUGUCACUCGAUUCCUGGCAGGACUUGCUUGGUGUCCUGUGCUUAAAACAGUGGAGGGAAUUCUGGGGGAAUUUGAGAGGAUGACCACACAGCGGAUACAGGAGUGGGUGAGGCAGAAAGCUAAACAGGCGUUACGAGGGGGAGAUAAACGUGAAGCUCUGCGAGUUUGUCACUUGAUCUGUGAGACUCAGAAUGAGAAGGUGAUCAGAGACGCCAUUGGGAAGAACUUAAAGAUGAACUUUAGAAGCAUAACUCUGUAUCCUCUGGACUGUACUGUGCUGGCCUCUGUCAUCAGUUGCAGUGGAGAGCUUAAGGAACUUGACCUGUCAUACACACCUCUGACCCUUGAGUGUAUCAGGAGACUGGCAAAGGGGCUCAGCUGCUGCAGUGAAGUCUGGCUCCAGUCAUGUGGUCUCACCACCAGAUGUUGCUCAGCUCUCUCCUCAGCUCUCUCUGCUCCAAACUCACGACUGACUGAGCUGUGGCUGAAUGAGAACAACAACUUGGAGGACUCAGGAGUGGAGCAGCUGUGUGAGGGGCUCAGGAGUCCAAACUGUAAACUGGAGACACUGGGCCUAGUGUCAUGUUGUCUCACCGCUAGAUGUUGCUCAGCUCUCUCCUUGGCUCUCUCUGUUCCAAACUCACAGCUGACUGACCUGUGGCUGAAUAAGAACAACAUGGAUGACUCAGGCAUGGAGCAGCUGUGUGAGGGGCUCAGGAGUGCAAAUUGUAAAGUGAAAAAACUGAGCCUGGUGUCAUGUCGUCUCACCACCAGAUGUUGUUCAGCUCUCUUCUCGGCUCUCUCUGCUCCAAACUCAUGGCUGACUGACCUGUCACUGGGAUGCAACAACAUGGAGGACUCAGGAGUGGAGCAGCUGUGUGAGGGGAUCAGGAGUCCAAACUGUAAACUGGAGAAACUGGAGUUGAUCUCUUGUGGUCUCACCUCAGCCUGCUCCUCAGCUCUCUCCUCGGUCCUCUCAUCUCCAAACUCACGGCUGACAUAUCUGAACCUGAACAUCAACAACCUGGGAGGUUCAGGGGCUCGUCAGCUGAGUGAGGGGCUCAGGAGUGACAACUGUAAAUUAGAGACACUGGUGCUGUUGAGUAACGGGAUCAGUGAGAUUGAGAAGAGGAACCUGAGGUCAGUAGAGGAGGAGCUGAGCAGGUCUGGAUGGCAGCUGACUAUCUACACAUGAGAAGACCAGCAGUGAUGAUCAGACUGACCCCAUGUCAGUGACAGAGCCCCCCGUCCACUCUCCCCUAAAUUCUCCUCUUUCUUCUUUUCAUUCUCCCCUCAACCUGUGUGCUCCUCCUUUAACAUCACUUUUAUUUUUAACACCUGGAGACCCUCAACUGGUGACAAAGCUAAAGCAGAUUCGGACCUGCAGACCCCUGAGUUUCACCACUAGAGGUAGUAAAGCAGUGGGGGUCAUGCUGUAUAAAGCCCCCCAAGUCUCCUGUGCCACUGAGUAGCAGAAAGGUGGACAGUCCAGCUGUGGGGUGGCAGGGGGCCUGAGGCUGUGACAAACCCUAGACAGGACGCUGGUUCAUCACAGAACGCCAUCAGCGCUCGUCUCCAUCGUCACUCUUUGUCAUUUGAACCCUUGUCUGCUCUCUGUCCCCCAAGUCCUUUCUGCCACCUGCUGAUUCUCCUAUGGUGACACUUUAACUCCCACAAGACUCCGUUUUGAUUUCCAUUUUCUUUUUUAUUCCGUCGUCUCCACUUCACUGUCCCCUCCAGUCGUGUCCUCGUAGUGAGCAGCGGCCUGAACAAGUGAGCCAUUAAAAAAAAAUUAAAGAAAAGACGAGGAGAACAUGGAGGAGUGUGGAGGUGGGAUGGACUGGCGCUGUCCAGGAUGGGGUCCUGACUUAAUGUGGACAGACGGCCACUGAGGGACCACCACCUGAACUGGACUGAGGGGGCUUAGAAAAUGGAUGGACAGACAGAUGGGAAGAAACUGAACUGGGAAUUAAGAAAGAAACAGGAAAAUAAAAUAAGAGUGGGAGUGGGAUGAGGGGCUAAAGGAAACAAGUGGGGGACCCCAGUAUGAGGGUGGGCUUCUAUAGGACAACUGGAUAAGAAAAAGAGGAGCAGGGACAAGAGUAGGAGAGAACAAAACAAACAGAGAGAUGAACAAGAGGGGCAAGGAGGAGAGAGUUAGAAAGUGAAGGACAGUCAGUGACACGAGGGGGACGAGGACAGACGAGGAGGAGAGGAAGAGAAGUCGAGUCGAGUCAAUUUAAAAACAUCAGGGGUCAACCAUAGUGCUGCACAGCUUCACCAUAAACACCCCAAAUACACACAGUAGACACAGUAAAGAAAUACUGACGGACACGUUUAGAAAGCCAAGUCAGAAAGGUGGGCUUCAGGUGGGAUUUUAAAGUGACCAUCUGUAGUACAGCGCAGCGUCCAGAAGGAAUAUGAAAAUGUGCAGAAAGACUCAGUUUAACUCCAGAAGUGUAGACUGUGCUCUCAUAUGUCCGCCAUUUCUAAAAAGAACACAAACCCGGGCAGCAAGCGCCCCCUGCUGGGCACAGGAGCCUCUUUAAAAACUGUGAUGUGUAAGAAGUUUGAAGUCCAGGUGGCCACAGACCCCCAUAACAGUGACAGCAGCAGAGCAGGAAUCUUCACGUCACUCGAGUAGACAUCUGCUGUCUGUGAAGACGACUUCAGCCUCCUGAUAUUAUAAAGUGGGAUUACAAACACAUUAUAUGUGCACUGCUAAUUAACACUAGAAUUACCAGAGCCUACGAAAAAACUCGUAGGUCCGUCCCAUCUUAAAUCGC